Messenger RNA from Puccinia triticina, 333 nucleotides. RefSeq lists its product as uncharacterized. The record is from RefSeq and is a predicted model, not a curated record. NCBI's taxonomy places the organism in Eukaryota, Fungi, Basidiomycota, Pucciniomycetes, Pucciniales, Pucciniaceae. Bases 1 to 333 code for a protein of 110 amino acids. The transcript has a single exon.
AUGAUCGCUCACUGCAGGAAGUUCGACGAGACGGAGUUCAUGGAGAAUCCCUACAUCAAAGGUGGCCCGCGGAAAGCAUGGGAUCCAGUGACGGGCAUGGACACCUCAAAAUCUGAAACGCAGGCAACGACCGGAGGACAAGCUGGGAAGGCCACCACCAACCACACCCAAGCAGCCGCGAAAGGGCCACAACAAGGCCAUUCUCCACCAGAGAACCGCGGCUCUGGCUCUGGCUCUGGCAGAUACCCAAGCACGCAAGGUUACAAGGGAAACCGGUACGACGCGGCGUACAAGGACCGUGGCAGGCGUGAUCAUAGAGGAAGGAACUCGUAG